Messenger RNA from Schizophyllum commune H4-8, 1257 nucleotides. RefSeq names its product WD40 repeat-like protein. Gene Ontology annotation, molecular function: protein binding; RNA binding. The record is from RefSeq and is a predicted model, not a curated record. The transcript is spliced from 4 exons. Gene Ontology annotation, biological process: spliceosomal snRNP assembly. The coding region runs from base 208 to 1167 and encodes 319 amino acids. NCBI's taxonomy places the organism in Eukaryota, Fungi, Basidiomycota, Agaricomycetes, Agaricales, Schizophyllaceae. Gene Ontology annotation, cellular component: SMN complex.
UUGCUUGUACACGACACGCGUGUGCUCGUUCCGUUUACCACAUUUCGACUGCUGGUGCCUUUGUAGGGCCAGUGCGCAGCGCGCCUGUUUAGUAUCACCACGACACGAUCUCCUCCUUCAUUUUACACGAUUUCGUCGCCAGUACUGUGCAAGAUAAUCAUCAUACUUACGCCUUACCUCCAGCACUUCUCUUAAAACCUUUUCUUCAUGUCUUACCAGCCCAAGUCCACGCCGCUCGUCGCUCCCGGGCACACUAGACCGGUCACCCACCUUUCCUUCUCCCCAAUUCAGGACGAUGGUUCCUUCCUUCUCGUGUCGAGCUGCAAAGAUGGCAAUCCCAUGCUGCGCGAAUGGACUGGCGACUGGAUAGGCACCUUCUUGGGCCACAAGGGCGCAGUCUGGAGUACCAAGCUCAGUCCAGACGCGUCGCGUGCCGUCUCUGGGAGCGCUGACUUUACUGCGAAAAUCUGGGACUCGUACUCCGGCGAAGCGCUGCACUCAUUCCCGCAUAAUCACAUCGUCCGCACCGUCGCUAUAUCGCCUAGCGCGUCCCAUAUUCUCACUGGCGGUCAAGAGAAGAAAGUCAGGAUCUUCGAUCUCGCUAGACCGGACGCGGAACCCGAUUUCCUCCUCGAUCCCGGCCCUUUCUCGCACGAGGGGACGGUUAAGAGCGUAGUUUGGGUGGGCGAACAUACAGGCGUCUCCGCUGGCGAGGACGGAAUGAUCAAAUGGUGGGAUCUGCGAACCAUGAAGCUCACCACAACCCUUUCGUUCCCGAACCCCAUCCAAUCUAUGGAACUAUCGCCUCAGACUAAACGUCUUGUCGUCACCUCUGGCAACACUGUCGCCUUCAUCCCCGAACUUCCAGGAGGUGGAGUCACCACGCACAGCGUCAACCUACCCUACUCCCCUUCUUCGGCCUCCAUCCACCCUAUCUUGCAGGAUCGCUUCGUCACCGGUAAUCUUGGCGAUGAAUGGGUCCGCGUUCAUAGCCUAGACGGCACGGAGCGGGACGUUCUGAAGGGUCAUCAUGGUCCUGUGCAUUGCGUCGAGUUUAGCCCUGAUGGUGAGAUGUAUGCGAGUGGGUCAGAGGAUGGCACAAUUCGGCUGUGGCAGACGACACCCGGGAAGACUUACGGCCUCUGGCAGGGUACCAAUGGCGCGUAGUGGAGGUGUAUAAUCCUGGAUUGCGCAUACACUCUCAUACUGUAAUCUCAGUUAUUUGGAAGGACCGCUGCCAUCUCGCGCAUUCUCAAA